Molecule: messenger RNA, 2546 nt
Organism: Exaiptasia diaphana
Lineage: Eukaryota; Metazoa; Cnidaria; Anthozoa; Actiniaria; Aiptasiidae
Product: sodium- and chloride-dependent GABA transporter 1
Exons: 6
Coding region: 70-1995 (641 amino acids)
Biological process (GO): sodium ion transmembrane transport
Cellular component (GO): membrane
Source: RefSeq, a predicted model, not a curated record
UAAGUCAAAUUACAUCGUAACUACGGAGUAAAUGGCCUGUGCUUUACUAGACUUCUCCACUAAGUCACAAUGGAAAGCAAUUCAAAUGGAACGGUUAUUGAGAACGAGCUCGCGAAAGAAAAGAACAAGAUGGAGGACGAUGAGAAGACAAAAAUGACGGCCAACGGGAAAGCAGAAGAGGAUGAGAAAGAAGAAGAAGAAAACGAAGAGGCCACUACAAAAAUUCAYGUUGAAACUGGCGAAGAGAGAGAACACUGGGGGCGCAAGAUUGAGUUCUUCCUCGCGUGCGUUGGCUACGCCGUUGGUUUGGGAAACGUUUGGCGGUUUCCAUAUCUCUGCUUCAAGAAUGGCGGAGGCGCUUUUCUCAUACCUUACCUAACCAUGUUGCUYCUCUGYGGAAUGCCUCUGUUCUUCAUGGAGUUGUCCUUAGGGCAGUAUAUAGCGUUGGGUCCCGUGACUUCGUGGGCUGCUAUAUGCCCACUAGCUAAAGGCGUGGGUUUUGCCAUGUUGGUAGUGUCUUUCAUGUGUUGUGUUUACUACAAUGUCAUCAUCGCUUGGUGCCUGUACUACAUGUACGAAUCSUUUGGAAGUGAAGUGCCUUGGAAAUACUGCGGYAAUCCAUGGAACACGGACAAGUGCCAUCGAGGGAGAGCGCCGCUGAUCCUCAAGAACGUCACAAACUCCACGCUGUGCACCAUCGGCUCCAACCUUACAAACCCAAACUGCAUUGCGGUCAAGGCUGACGUCAUCACUCCYAGCAAAGAAUUCUGGGAACGCUACGUGCUUCAAAUCAGCGACAAUAUUAGCAAAUUUGGCGAGAUGAGAUGGGAACUGUUUGUUUGCCUUGUGUUGUCAUGGAUUCUUGUGUAUUUUUGUCUGUGGAAGGGAAUCAAGUCGUCGGGGAAGGUCGUGUAUUUUACAGCGACGUUCCCGUACGUUGUUCUUGUGAUUUUGCUAAUUAGAGGUGUCACCUUGCCCGGUGCAUCAAAAGGGUUGUUGUUCUAUCUUAAACCUGACUUCUCGAAGCUUGGUGAGGCCAUCGUGUGGGUCGAUGCUGCAACACAGAUAUUCUACUCGUUGGGGAUUGGUUUUGGGUCGUUGAUAGCCAUGGGUAGCUACAAUAAGUUCCAUAAUAACUGCUACAGGGACGCCAUUAUAGUCGCUAGUAUCAACUGUAGCACUAGUGUGUUCGCUGGCCUCGUCAUCUUCAGCGUGCUGGGUUUCAUGGCCGAGGUUCUCGGUAAAGAAGUCUCCGAGGUCGCCACGUCAGGUCCUGGAUUAGCCUUUGUGGUGUAUCCCGAGGGUCUUGCUCAGAUGCCUAUUUCGCCGCUAUGGUCAAUCUGCUUCUUCUUCAUGCUGAUYACCCUUGGUCUAGACACUCAGUUUGCCAUGUUCGAGGCUGUUACUACAGGUUUGGGCGACGAAUAUAGCAAAUUCCUCAAGCAUCGAAUGGAGCUCUUUAUAGCSUUUCUUUGCUUCGUUGCAUUUCUACUUGGAAUUCCAAUUGUUUCWCAGAGUGGAGCUUACAUUCUAAACUUGUACGUAUGGCAGUCUGGAGGUAUCUCYCUCGUGUUCCUUGCGUUCUUUGAAGUGGUGGUAGUAGGCUGGUGCUAUGGUGCUGAYCGUUUUGCUAGAGAUAUCGAAGUUAUGAUAGGAUAUAAGAUCAAUCGUUGGUGGACGCUUGCCUGGAAGUUUUUUACUCCAACUGUCAUAAUUGUGCUGUUCUUCUUCAGUUUAGCUCAGUGGUCGGGCGUUACUUACGGCAAAUACCAAUACCCCCCGUGGGCCGAGUUCGUCGGCUGGUGUAUGGCCUUGGCGUCCAUGUUGUUUAUCCCUGGUGUAGCACUAUACAAAAUUCUUUGUAGAAAGGGGCCAUUAAUCGAGCGUUUGCGCUUUUUACUAAGACCAGACCGAGAACAAAUGGAGAAGAUAGCGUUAMGAGAAGGUCUACCGAAWAUGCAUUCUGAUAACAACGAAGCUACUACGAGUCUUUAAAACACACAGUUUCAUUUUCAACGAACUUUGUUAUAUCAUUUAAAGCUUGCUGUUAUGUUUUAUUGGGACUGCGAUGUUUGAAAUUAUGCGAAAUAGGGGAUAGAUAACUCGGACAGGUUUUUACGAAGGCUUACGGAAAUUUUACGAACUGUCUUCGAAGUGUUCUCGAGGAUUUCCCGAAAAGUUUACGACGAGUGCUUGAAAAGAGCAGUAAGUAGUUGAUCUUAUCAAUGAAUAUAUAAUUUUUAAUAUUCUUCAUUAUACGUAUAAUAAUUCUUAUUAUAUAUCAUAAGUUGUUUUUACAUGAAGUAGACCUUCAAAAUGGCCGCCGCUUAUAAAUCAUAAUGUUUUUGUCGAUGGCUUUGACAAAGUGAUUCCCGAAAUAUUAAAAUAUGCGCUUAACUUUGAAGCUCUGAAACCUAGUAAAUUUCAAUGAACAUCCAUAGGGAUAAGUAUUUGUCAAAUGUGCUUAUAUUUUAGAAACAAAUGUAUGAUUGUUGGGUAGCCUACAUACCCACAAACAUUGGUAAAAUUUCCUGUAAAAAAGGUAA